Messenger RNA from Armigeres subalbatus, 863 nucleotides. RefSeq lists its product as uncharacterized. The coding region runs from base 118 to 732 and encodes 204 amino acids. Lineage: Eukaryota; Metazoa; Arthropoda; Insecta; Diptera; Culicidae. The record is from RefSeq and is a predicted model, not a curated record. The transcript has 3 exons.
UUGUUUUGUUUGAUGCUUUCGAAACAAUUUGACAGAACCAAAAAAUACCAAAAACCAAACUAACUAGUGAUAUUUUACCUAAAAUAUUUAAAAAGUGCAAAGUUAGGGAAAAAAACAAUGAAUUUAAAUUUUAUGCUGACAGAAAUAUCCCUUCAGCUGCUGGGCAACAAAUUUUACGAUCCCAAUGGCCGUGAGACCGAUAACAUGAAAGAUUUAUUCUCGGUUAACAAUCCCACUCAAUCAACCAAUGGGCAACCGAGGCGCGGAUCAAGAACGAAAGGUAAUCUGCUGCAGAUGAUUGGCGUUCCGGCAUUGGAUGGAGUACUGAAGAAUAGCAACGACUACGUCGAACGGCAGUAUAACGGAUUCAUCGACAAUCAACAGGACCGUUUGGAAUCGAUGCCGCAAGCGGAAGGAACGGCUAAGCUGAACCCCACGCAUAUUCAAACCGACCUGUGUGAGGUGCGGAUCAAAACACGGCAAGAAUUUGUAAGGAUGGUCAGUCAUUCGAAGAAAAUGAAGGAUAUUUAUCUUGACACAUUGCCGCUGGAUGCAGAUCGAAACUGGGAAUCAUCGAAGUACAACGAAGAGGAGCGGAAUCUUCUCAUCAGCGAAUACAACAGGCUACUGUAUUUCCUGAAGUACAUUCUGGCUGACGUGACAGAUCGAACAGAGUAUGAGCAGCUGAUUGAAAUCAUCAAGGGUACAAAGGAAACUCUAAAACAUCUUUAAUUGACUGUAGAAGAAGCGAUGUGCAAGUUGAUGGUAUGAAGUAAAUAAGGACAGAUUGAGGGUUAUUUAAAAAAAAAUAUGAGUAAUAUUUACUCCGAGUAUUAUUUAGAAAUAUAUUUUAGUUAAUUGAC